CUACCAUAACACUAAGGUCUAUCCCUCAAAAGUCUAUGCCAAACUCCUUCUCUUUAAAAAGUGAAGUUUGCGAACGCUGUUCUCCGGUUCAGCGCUGAGCAAUUUUUAUUAGAAAAGUUGUUUAUCUCGACCGGGAAAUCGCAUAAACAUGGCAGCCGCCGCAGUGUCAGGCAAAGACAUUGAGAAGCCCCAGGCAGAGGUCUCUCCCAUCCACCGCAUCCGUAUAACACUCACCUCACGCAAUGUACGCUCUUUGGAAAAAGUCUGCUCUGACUUAAUCAAUGGUGCAAAGAAGCAGAAGCUCCGUGUGAAGGGCCCAGUCCGCAUGCCGACCAAGAUCCUGCGCAUCACAACCAGAAAAACCCCCUGCGGUGAAGGGUCCAAGACGUGGGACCGGUUCCAGAUGCGCAUUCACAAGCGGGUGAUCGACCUGCACUCGCCGUCCGAGAUCGUGAAGCAGAUCACGUCCAUCAACAUCGAGCCCGGCGUCGAGGUGGAGGUCACCAUCGCCGACGCGUAGGCACAGCUGACAGACAAUAAACUGUGAACACUACC
Messenger RNA from Pararge aegeria (speckled wood butterfly), 555 nucleotides. It is a transcript of the gene RpS20, whose product is annotated as 40S ribosomal protein S20. Gene Ontology annotation, biological process: translation. The record is from RefSeq and is a predicted model, not a curated record. Gene Ontology annotation, cellular component: ribosome; cytosolic small ribosomal subunit. Gene Ontology annotation, molecular function: structural constituent of ribosome. The transcript is spliced from 3 exons. NCBI's taxonomy places the organism in Eukaryota, Metazoa, Arthropoda, Insecta, Lepidoptera, Nymphalidae. The coding region runs from base 149 to 520 and encodes 123 amino acids.